CAGGGCAGUGUUGCGCGUCAUGACUGAUGAGCAAAUGACAAAAUACAUAAACUCAUAUGGUGACAGAGUAGCUGUGCUAUCUUUCUGUGAACAAACACAGUGCCAAAGCACCAGUAAAGACGCUCUUUUGGAGAGAUUGAAAUAUAAAAUAGGGGCAUGCAAAAUGAAAUCAAAGACAAAAGGAUCACCGAGUGGAACCCCAGAUGAAUCCCAAAACACCAUGGCCAGAAAAAAAAAUACGUCAGCAGAGAAGACUUCAAGAAAGGUUGAAAUUGGAUGGCUUCAUUUUGGCAGUAAUGGAUACAGACAAGUACGGACCAACCGUGGUGGAGGCACGAGACAGGCUACAAUGGCAAAAACAACUACUGUUGCUCAGAUCAUGGAAUUAGGAAAGGAACUAUUUUUCCCUGAUGGGCUGUCCACAAAAGGGCCAGCUGAAGACUUCACGAUUGACAUCUGCGAUUUUAAAAUGAACAAGAUUCCCUUUAAUCACACUGUUGGCCAAAUGUAUGAACAAACUAAACUAAAACUCCUCAGAUUUUACAUUUGUACUAAAAAGGGAGCUUCAACAGAUCACUCAUCUGAGGAAAAUUAUCAUUCUGAAGAUGGAUCUCAGUCAGUCAUCACAGAUCUGCAGGAUAGUUCAUAUUCAAGUGAUAGUGACGGAAGCGCCCAG
Molecule: messenger RNA, 676 nt
Organism: Fundulus heteroclitus (mummichog)
Lineage: Eukaryota; Metazoa; Chordata; Actinopteri; Cyprinodontiformes; Fundulidae
Source: RefSeq, a predicted model, not a curated record